Molecule: messenger RNA, 1006 nt
Organism: Lathyrus oleraceus (garden pea)
Lineage: Eukaryota; Viridiplantae; Streptophyta; Magnoliopsida; Fabales; Fabaceae
Exons: 4
Coding region: 328-852 (174 amino acids)
Source: RefSeq, a predicted model, not a curated record
UACAGCACUAUUAGAAUUCAUUCAAGUCUUUUCAGAUACGUCACGCUCUUCAACUAAAACUCAACAAACAACUUUACUAAAUUUCUAUUAUUAAUUACCCUUCUGUUUCUCUGCAAUUCUGAUGAUGAACCAUUUCUUUGUGUUCAUAAGUAAAAAGCUUUAACCCACAAACCACUCUCUCUUUGCUUUUUUAUCUGUAAAUUUUGCUCAGGUUUUUUUCCUUUAAAAGUUUCUAUCCCACCCAUUCCUUUGAGGCAUAACAAAAAACGCUAGAACCGGUCCUUUCUGGGUGAAGCAAGUUCUUUGUUUUGAUUUAAGAAUCCAAAUAUGGAUGAAUAUUGUAAGAGAAGUGGUGGAAUACCGGCUUUUGGGAACUGGGAUUACGCGAACGAGUUGCCAAUAACUCAGUAUUUUGAGAAUGCGAGACAAGCUGGUUUGAUUCGUUACAGUUCUUCAUCUGGUGAGAGUGAUCCUUACCUGCAUGGAGAUCAAGAUCUUUAUGGGGUUGAUUAUAAGAAACCGGCGGUUGGAAAGCAGGCGAGGAGAAUAAAAGAUACAAGGUACGCGAAUGCAAUGGUUCAUCAUAAACAAACAACCGUAAGAAAACAGUGGAAAGUGUACGAUGUAAAGGAACAUCCUAGGAAACAGACAAUGAACAACAAGAACAAGGUGUUACUACAUGUAAACGACGUCGUUCGUAGUGGUGAUAAUCAGUUAGCUUCAAAACAAGAUCCAAAACCAGUGGAUGAAGAUCUAUAUAAGAUCCCUCCUGAGCUUCUUCGUACAACAAAACGGAAAAAAAUGCUGGGUUUCAUUUCCAAGUGCCUGGUUCCUGCUGCAUGCGUUUCAUGAGUGUCAAUCAGCAAAUUUGUUGGAUACAAUAUUCAAUGUUAUGUUAUUUUUUAUUAAUUAUUAUAAGGUAAAUUUAAAUUUUAAACUUUUGAAUUUGCAUAAAGGCAAGAAUAUUUAUAUCAUUAUUAUUAUUAUUAAUAGAAAACUUAAGCAA